Molecule: messenger RNA, 6765 nt
Organism: Rhineura floridana
Lineage: Eukaryota; Metazoa; Chordata; Lepidosauria; Squamata; Rhineuridae
Gene: ZNF518A
Product: zinc finger protein 518A
Exons: 3
Coding region: 1613-6115 (1500 amino acids)
Biological process (GO): regulation of transcription by RNA polymerase II
Cellular component (GO): nucleus
Molecular function (GO): RNA polymerase II transcription regulatory region sequence-specific DNA binding; DNA-binding transcription factor activity, RNA polymerase II-specific
Source: RefSeq, a predicted model, not a curated record
UAGGCUGUCACUCAUAAGAGAAAAGAACUUGAGUGGAGUACUGGGCAACCCCCGGUCUACCUUCAGCCAGCAGCUGAUCCUUUCCGAUUUGGGACUGGAAACAAAAAAUAAUAAUUUUUUUUAAAGUGGGGGAAAGUUGUCAACGAUCGAGCCCUGAGCCGAAUUACCUUGUAGCGAAGUGCUUGGUGGAUAUCGGCAGCGAGCUGUCCUUUCCACCAUUGCCCCUCUAGCUCCAUGAGACGGGAUGAGGCCUCCGGGAAUCAGCAGGGGACGGUAGCACCAGCACCGAAGCCUGCACAGAAGAAGGAAAGGAAGCAGCGCUCGCUCAGCAUAGCUCUUCGCCGCCGCCGCCAGCGCUAAAUUAAAAGGCAAUCAGUACAUUUCUCCCCACCGAGCCCCGCAAAGCAAGUGAAACUCCAAGAUCCCGCCUCUCCAGGGAGGCAAGCCGAUGGAGCUGAACUUGGGGCCCCGCAGCUGAUACCACUCAGUGAGUGUUAAGAAGGCGCGGGGGGGGGGCGGAGGGGAUCGGCAGAGUGUUUUGCUUUGCUGAGAAUGCGGUAUCGAUCUCACGUCGGAUUCGCCUGGUGGGGAUCAAGGAGGGUGAGCCCUCCUGGCGGCACCCUCGGAUCAGGAAAUACGCCUCCCCCCCAGCUGAGCCUUGGAGGAGGAUCUGGCCACCCUUGUCAAGAGGCCACAUAGACCGAAGAAAAGCAGCAGCACUCCGGAGAAACGAUUGUGUCCUCUCCACCCAACACCGUCCCGCAGAGACUGCCAACUUUCUCCUCCUCGCGGAAAGCGAGAGAGCAGCGCCCGAUGAAGCCACAACAAAGAGCCUGACACGCUCCCUCUGUCUGCUGCCUGGGGCUGCCUCCGGACAGUCUCUUCGUCUUCUCCCCGCCAGCUCCGCAUGCCUCCGCUGCUCCGCGCCUCCUCUCCACUUACCUGGAGUUUGCAGCUCCGCUUCUUAAUUUACAAGCCCUGGGCCAGGAGAUCCACCUCGGGCAUCUCCCCGACCAUCGCAGUCAAAGGCGGAUGAGCAGCAUCCCGUGGGAGCUAAACUCUGCCAUCACCAUCCGGCGGAGUAGCUCUCUUCGUCCAUUGUUAAAGGGCUCAGCGAGCGAGUCUGUAUACAAAGACGAGGAGCCAGACACAUGCGGCCGCGCCUCUGCCAAUCUACUCUCGCCUUACAACUCCCCUCAAGCCUUGUUCUCCAAUCAGUACGCAUCAUCCACUUCAUUAGCCUACUGCUGCCAUAUGCGAGGAAGUUUUUGGGCCAAUUGAAUCGCCGUAGCCGCUCAGACUUAAAAAAGCAAAAAAGGAGGGGGAGUAAAAAGCGGCGGCAGCGGAAAGAGGGUCACGUGGCCUGGUUUCGGGCAAGUGGUUUUAGGUGUGCUCCGCUGAAGGAUUUUUUUGUACAUUGAAUGCAACCUCUUUUGAGCCUUGAUUUUAUGCCUUUCACCUCUUGGAAAAAAUAUUAAACAGACUACUGAAGAAUGGAAUUUUAGUCUCUUUAAACAAUUUACUAAGUUGAGGAAACCCUGGAACUCUGACUACUUCAGCACAAGAAAGAACAAAGAGUACAAAAAUAGUAUAUUAGAGUACUUUAGUGAAAAUGCCAUCUGAGCAAGAACCAUCCUUGUGCAUUCAAAAGACAAGUUUGUUGCAAGAUAAUGCUAUGGAUAGAACAUGUGUUCCUGCAUCAGAUAUUGUUGUUGAAGAAUCUACACCUCAGCCUGCAAUUUCAGAUGUUCUCUUCUAUGGACUGAAAAAUGUGAAAAUAGAGUUGCCUAGGGUAAAUAUCCCAAAUGAAGUGAUAUGUACACAUGAAAUUGACAGAUACAUGAAAUUAUUUCAGUGUAAAGAGAAACAUGCAAGAGCCCCUUCUAUGCACAUGGAUGUGAAUGGAAGCAACUUAAACUGUUCUGAGAUUUAUAUUCCACAUAGCAAACCAGGACCGCAUAACGAGGAGGGAUUGAAAACAUCUGCAAAAAUACUGAAUUUUAGCUGUACAAAAUGCAGAAACAAUGUUAGGUACAGCCCAAAUGAUCUACAGAAACAUUUUCAGCUGUUACAUCAUGGAGAGUUGCCAUCUUACCCCUGUGAAAUGUGUAAUUUUUCAGCCAAUGAUUUUCAGUCAUUUAACCAACACCGCCGAACACAUCGUAGCACUUUAGUAAAAUGUGAAAUCUGUAAUGAUGAUAGCAGAUAUACUCUGUUGGACCUAACAAAACAUUUCACAUCUAGGCAUUGUGUAAAUGGCCAUUUUCAAUGUGAAAGAUGUAGGUUUUCUACCCAGGAUGUUGGCACAUUUGUUCAGCAUAUUCAUCGGCACAAUGAAAUACAAUAUAAAUGUGAUAAAUGUCACCAUGCAAGCUUUUCAAAAGAAGAAUCUCAAAAACAUGUUGCUUCGCACACUGGCACAUUUCCCUUCAGUUGUCAAUAUUGUAAUUACAUGGCAUCACGGAAAAACUAUCUUUUAAAGCAUAUUAUUACCUUACACAGAGACCACCUCUAUGCAAAAGAUAAAAUGGACACAGAUAACCAUGAGAAGAAGAUGAAGACUUCAACAGGACUAAAACUUAUCUUGAAAAGAUACAAAACAGGUGCAUCAAGGAAAGCACUAUGGAGACGCAAAAGAAUGACUAGUAGCAGCUGUAGAAUUGGAGAAGAGGACAGACAAAUGAGAAACAUGAAGGAGAUUCAGCCUAAAUCUGAAGAGCAAGGCCGGUCUACAAAAGAAUUACACUUAAAUGAGGACCACAGUCUUCUAAAUGAAAAGCAUGUCUACAGUGGGGCAAAAUCCUCUCCAGCAAUACAGUACAGUAGAGCAGAAGAUGGACUGGGUUCUGGAUUGUUGAAAAAAGCUGUUCAUGGUCCUACAGUGUUGAUGGUUAAAAACAAUAAAAUAUCUGUUCCUGCAAAUUACAGUGCUAAAUUUAUGGGUUUCAAAAUCGUAGAUGGAAAACAGCAUAUAGUAAUAAAGCUGCUGCCUACAGAUAGACAGAAUUUGCCAGCAGAAAAUAAAGUUGAUGGGGUGAAAGAUGGUUCAACUGAAUGUUUGCAACGGAUGACUGACAGCUUCGAUUUAUCUUCAGGUGCUGGACCUCAUGAAAUUACUCAACAAAUGUUUAGGAAUAAUUCUGUUCAUUCAUUGACAUCUUCAUUGUCAUCUUCUAAUCAAUAUUCAGGAAAAAUAAAACAAGAAAGUACAAAUUAUUUUAGUUUAAAUACAACUCGAACGGAUGCACCUCCUCUUGUAGUGGUAGGAAACUGUGCAACUCGUCUGUCACUGAAACCAGAUUCUUCACUUCCUUGUGAUUUUGUGACAAAGGCUGGAAGUAAAGAUACUGUUUCAUGGAGGAAUUGUGUACCUCAGGACCAUCCUCGGGUUUUAUCCUCUGCUGCCACACACAUGCUUCACUAUGACCCCAUGAAAAAACCCUUUCCUCCAGAAUUAAAAGUACGGAAUGGUGAAAUAAACAAUAACAGUAAAUACAAUAAUCUCUACUGUCCAUCAACUGAUUUUCCUAAUCAAGUACCAUUGCCUUUCCAUAAUUACUCCAAAACAGAUAUUUUGGAUAACUCUAAGGAUCGUAUGUCCAGCAGCACUUUCCCUCUUCAGAGUAGAUGUGUAAGUGAAACUGCUUAUCCUCAACAACCAGCAACAGCAUUAAAUCUAGAAAGAUCUUCAUUGCUGUCUCUUCAUGGCUUUGUAAAUACUAGUAAUACUCCAGUAUUCUCAACUAACCAACCCAAUUAUGCAGUUGACAGGCAGCAUUGUAUAGAAAACAAUCAUGAUGGCCAGCAGUGUUUGAAUACUAAGGUAAAUCAAGGGUUGGAACAUAUCUCUGAAAAAUUUAAACAAGAAAAUGCCUCUGAGUGUGUGAAUGCAUCAUUUAUGCCUAAAAUAACAUCAGUUUUCUCACUCCAAAGUACUCAGGCAUCCAGCUAUUUGUCACCCGAAGUAAACAAGUCAUUACAGGAUGUGCUAAAAGGGCAACCUGCUUCUCAGCCACACAACUACAUAAAAAGUGGUUAUAACAACUCAUUUCCAAAUCAUAAAAUGGAUUGUAAAACACUUACACACUUCAAAAAUUCAGCAGCUGCAUCUAGUUUAACCCAUUCUCCUGUUACAUUCAAGAGAGAGAGGAAUAUGAAUGGCAGUGCAACAAAUGAAGGUGUGUAUUUUAGAAAUGAAGGAAGAGUCCCAAUGACGUAUUGUAGAACAGAAGAAAUAAAUUCUACUUCAAGGACAACGGGCAUUGGUACAUUGCUUAAAACUCAGAAAGAUUCAAUUAUAACACAUCAGUUGGAAAAAGACAAGAUGUACUAUAGAUUUAAUGGCCCUAAUGUGAUCCGUCCAGCACUUCCAGAACAGAAGAAAUCGGUGCUACUUCAGUCAUCUCUCCCAAGGUUUUUUGUACCUUUGCGCCUUGCCCAUCAACAAGGAUUACAAGUUAUUUCAGGAAAGCCUUCUCCAAAAACCAGUUCAUCAGAUGUUCAGGCAACAAGAGCUACACCUUUACUUUUAAACAAAGGCCCUGGAAUGAUCUUGACUUUUGGUAGUGGCUCAAUUGGAACAAUUUCAAAUGCCACUGAAAAUAGUUCUCAGGUUUUAGAGAAAAUUGCAUUUAAAGAGUGUGGUAAAGAGGCAAUAGCUACAUCAGGUAUGGAAUUGAAAAUAGACAGUUCUGGGAGUAUAAGAAAUUCUGGUAUUAGUGUGUGCAAUGGGACAGCAGGUGCUUCAUCCACUGGCAUGCCACACAAGGAGCAACUAAACAUUACAAAUUCAGAGAACAGAAUUUCUUCUGUGAAAAUACUGGCUGGAUAUCAAGGCAGUAAUGUUGCCACCUUGGAGUCAAUAAAACAACCAGAGAUUGGACUAGAACAGCCUGUUUUUGCACUUUUGCCUGAUGGCAGACAAGCAGUUUUUCUUAAAUGUAUGUCGCCAAACAAGUCUCUAGUACAGAACCGUAAUAUUUUUCAAGGUACUGCUUAUAGUCAAAAUUCUGAACCAAAGAAACCUGGAGCAAUACAACAAAAGCUUUUUUUGAAAAUUAAGACCUUUCCUGCUGCUGACAAUUGUCAACCAGUUAGCAAUGUUGUGUCAUCUUUACAGUUCAAUAAUAUGCAUUCCCUUAAUAGUUCUGCACUAGAUCAGAAAAAGACAGCUCUUUCUCCUAGCGAUGCCUUACUGUUUCCAAGUAGAUUGACACCAGCAAAUGCCUGUUUGGCAAGCGAUAAAUCAAGGGAUCCUUUCACUUCUGUAGAAUCUGUACAUUCUUCUAGGCAUGUGAAGACACGGUCACAAAAGACUCCAUCUGAUUCAGCACAAACAGUAAGUGCUAAUAAAGGGAGCAAUUUUGGAACCCAAAUAUCAACAGGGACUACGACAAACAAAAUGUCAAAAGCUAAACGUCAUUCAAAGCAAACUGGUGCUAAAGUUUCUGAUGCCACAGUUUCACAGAAGAACAGGAAUUUGAAACGGAAAGCUAAAGAUGACCUCCAGGAACCUCCUAGAAAGAAAAUUUUACAUCGAAAGUGUAAAGAGAAAAAUCAAAUGAAUGUGAAUGAAUUUGAAUCCUUAAUGCAGGCCCCUUAUAGACUAAGAGUAUCAAAAGACACUGUGAGAAUUCUAAAGCUACUUCCUUUUAAUUCAAAACAACUUAUCAAAUGCCCCCGAAGAAAUCAGCCGGUUGUAGUACUAAACCAUCCUGAUGCAGAUGUCCCUGAAGUUGUAAAUGUUAUGAAGACUAUUGCUAAAUUUAAAGGACAUGUGCUAAAGGUCUCCUUGUCAAAGAGAACUAUUGAUGCUCUUUUGGAGCCACCAUAUUAUAGUAACAGUUUGUACAUAGUUACUAAUGAUCUCUCUCGAAGAAAGCGCAAAAUGCUGAAGCCUGUAAGUCCUGUAAAAGAAAGGUUUGUUUUAAAAUUAACACUGAAGAAAACUAGCAAAAAUAAUUAUCAGAUUGUGAAAACUACCUCUGAUAAUACGCUGAAAACUAAAUUUAACUGCUGGUUUUGUGGGAGGAUAUUUGACAAUCAGGAUAACUGGGUAGGACAUGGACAGCGUCAUCUAAUGGAAGCCACUCGAGACUGGAAUUCAUUAGGGUAAUUUAUUGUGAUGAGUGAAAAAAAUUCCAAGUUUAUCUGCUUGCAGAUUAUUUUGGAUGACAGCAUCAAAAUCAUGUUUUUUAAAGGAGGAACAAAUUUCGUGUUAGCACCCAAAAUUAUCCUGUAUGGAUUUAAUUUAAAUAGCUUCAAUUGCAGUUCAAAUUGCAUUUUGUUACUACUAUCAUGUGAUAUAUUUGUAUUUAGAGAAUGAAUUUCAGGGCUUUUUGUUCUGUAUAUAUUUAAAAAUCAAAGUAUGUACAUAUUUUUAUACUUCAGUUAUUUGCUAUAAAAUCUUGCACAGGAAUUGUAUUUUUCCAGUUCUGUGCACGCACUACUAAAAGGUUUUUCAGCUACACACAGCUAUUGCCGUAUUUUCCCUUUAAAAAAACACAAAACUUUUCUUUUCCAGGGAUGAACACUGUUGUUAGCAAGUGCCUAAAAUAUGUGAAGCAGUUUACUUUGUGUCAACUGUAUAACCACAGGUCCUUUAUAGGGCCAGGUUUCCUAACAGUUUUUUUUAAACAAAGCCAUAUGUGAAUGCUUUAAGCUAUAUUGCUAUGCACAUGACACUUGUACUAUUUCUGUGCAGUUUGUCUACUUUCUUAGUGAAGUAUUUUUCAUAUAAAUCAAUAAACAUGUUAUUGUGUUUAA